This is a messenger RNA of Anopheles maculipalpis, 6342 nucleotides long. Its product is annotated as nuclear factor related to kappa-B-binding protein. The record is from RefSeq and is a predicted model, not a curated record. The coding region runs from base 1 to 6342 and encodes 2113 amino acids. NCBI's taxonomy places the organism in Eukaryota, Metazoa, Arthropoda, Insecta, Diptera, Culicidae. Gene Ontology annotation, cellular component: Ino80 complex. Gene Ontology annotation, molecular function: protease binding. The transcript has 5 exons.
AUGGGUCGAAACUUUGAAUUGGCCAGGAGGGCCGCUAAAUCCUUCGACGCUACGGGUAAUGCGUACGCAUCCAGCUCGGACAGUGAUUCAGAUGAAAGCAAUGCAAGCCUGUUGGAAAGAAGCUGUAUGCUGAGCAACAAAUUUAUGUUGCCAAAGGAUUUGUGCGACAGUGGCGCUAUAUUCGAAGAGUUUUUUUCCUUCGAACUGUGGGAUACGCUGCCUCGAACUACUCAACAGAAAUUGGCAAAGUUACUACCAGUCGUCAAAGAUGAUAGAGUGGAAGCAACAACAUUGGUGCACAGUUUGUUGUCGCAUGAGUUGCAUCGAUUUGGUAAAGAACCAAUGGAUGAUUUUCGUAGCAAGCUAUCAAAUGGAUGCUUUCGUUUCGAUGUGGCCAAGUUGCAGCACAAUUUAGCAAAACUUACAACGAAGGAUAAGAGAAUGAUAGAACUACAGCGAAUGUCGCGUUUAGCGCAAAAUGUGAUGUUAUCCCGGGAAGCUGUUUUGUUUAGUGAGUUACACUCGAACGAUGAACGUGCUCUACCAACCGCUGGCAGAAUUACGUACAAUUAUGGUCGCCGCCGGCAAUUGGAUUACGAUGGCAAUAUUUCCUCCUCGAUGGUUAAGUCACUUGUUAUGUCGAAAAAACGAUAUUUGGCUGAAAUUAUUAGUAUCUGUGAUGAAGUUGGUUUAUCAUUGACACUGUCUGACGAAGAAGAUUGCAUGCAUGCUCUACCAACUGGAGCGGUACGGAAACAACGGCGAAUGGUGAGCACCGGUUCACAGUCUGGUGAACAAGCAAGCGUUCAAACGGCCGCUGUGUCGAGUUGUAGUAAUAUUCCCAUGAAGAAACCUGGCAUGAUUGGGAGUGGAGUGAAUGGGGCAGCAGGAAAUACAAUCGAUGGAACCAUAUUUAACGCACCAAAGCUGUAUGUUGUUACUGAGGAACAUUACAGAAAAUUGAUACAACAACACAGAAAACGCAAAAUGGAGGAACCUGAGCAUCCUGAGCUAGAUUUGGACAAUAUGAAAUUAAAGGAUGUUGUCAGUCGCACACAAAUAGCGGCCGGGUAUCGAAGAAUAUUGCCCCUACCGAAGGUAUAUAUUUCGGACUCCGCGAAAGAACAUUCGGCGGGGAUGAAGGGAAGAGUAAAGUCACAAAAAUCGUUCAAAACACAUCGAUCGUCUCAAGAUCAAACAGAUUCAAAACCUUCGAUCCUCGAAGCCAUCUGUGGCGAAGAAAGUAUGGACAACGCUACGGUCAAAACGGAACCAACUGGCGGGUUGAAUGUGGUUUUGAAAGAGGAAAAUCCAUCAAACGAAUAUUUUGAUUCUAAUUUGAAUGACAACGUUGAAGAAAAAUGCGACGUGUUGUCCGCAAAAGAAAGCAAAAGAAGUUCGAACACGAUUGAAGAAGUUGCAGGUGCUAGUGAAACAUAUUUAACGACAACAGUUGGCACGUCUCAAGCUUUACAGACUUUAUCAAAUGCGUCGUUGCUGGACGCUGCUUCAUUGAUGGAAAAUGAUGAUUCAAGCACUGUGGAGCAAAACUCUAUGAAUUGUUUGUUUAGCAAUGGACUGCAUGCCUGUUUCCUUUCGGUUGUUCGCGACCUGUUUUGCUCCAAUCCCGAUCAUCGAUCAACAUUGCCAGAACUGCAGCUAAAACUGGAAGCUUGGACCAAGAGUUCGGUCGCGGAACGUAAUGUUUGGUAUGAACAGUAUCAAAAUAAUGGCGAAUGGAAUGAGACACUACAAUCCGCAGUACAGUUUCUGGCAGGAGAAUUUCCAAACCAGCCCGAAGAUUUUGUUCCGUACAUCGAGCAUAAGGUGGCUAUUAACAUAUUGCAAUGGAUCGGGGCGUCUCGUGAUGCUGACAGCCGACUAGUACCGCUUUGCGCAUACUGGCAAAGUAGAAAACAAGAAAUGAACAAACUAACGGGAAUGAACUCUAUUACGGCUAACAAUUCAAGCUGUGCGAACAAUGUCACGUUAAAUGACUGCGGUGCGCUUGCCACUGCUUCGCCAAAGAGCAGAAGUAGAUCAACGGCUGGGUCUAAACAUUUGCCAUUUUCUCCCUCCUAUUCGUCCUCAUCGUCCAUGUCAUCCGUAUCAUCAUUGCCAGUAGCAGGAGAUAAUUUGCUUUCAUUAAUGAACGAUUCUCCUACAUCAAUACUAACGGCCAAGACUGUCACUGCUUCCGAGGAGGAUGGAUCGAUACAGGAACGGUCAGCAACGACACCUCCUCCUCUUUUCCCGACCGACUGGUCCGUACGAAAAGCCACUGACGAAGAAAUACAAAGUUUUCGUGAACAGGAAAAACGACGAUACGAAAACCCGCAUAUGGCUUUCACCUACAAGCAACACUCAUACGACAGUGUAGUAGGGCCGGUGAAGGGGAUUUAUACACAAGCACCCGGUAUCUCAAAAGCCCGCGGUCACAAUAUGCUCGUAGCGAAUCGUCCCAAUUUCGUUACCAUACUAACCUUAGUCCGUGAUGCAACUGCUAGACUACCGAACGGUGAAGGCACAAGAGCAGACAUUUGCGAACUACUCAAAUCCUCGCAGUACAUAUCACCAACUGCUACAGAUCAAAUUCUGCAGACCAUCGUCAGUGGGGCACUGGAUCGAAUGCACACGGAACGUGAUCCUUGCGUGAAGUAUGAUGCCAAGCGCAAAAUUUGGAUUUAUCUGCACCGAAAUCGCACGGAGCAGGAGUUUGAACGGUUGCACAUGCAAUACCAAGGAUUCACCAAGCAUAAAAAGUCCACUGUUAGAAAAUCGCUGAGACAAUCGAAAGAAAAUCUGUCGUCAUCCAAUUCGGCAAAACAACACGACAUGCUUAAUGAGAGCGGUUCUACGGCAGAUAGUUUUGCCUCAAACAAUAUCGCGUGUGAGAUGGAUCUAGAUGCUUCAGCAACGAUCUACAGUAGCAUAAUGGAUCCGGUGGUAAAUACAGCCACAUCGAUAAGCAGUGCAGAGAAUCCAACCGCCAACAUUGCUACCGUUACUGGGGUAAAGGCUACAACGUCCUUAUUAAAAAAGCAAACCACUCUCUCCGCACCGGAAAACAUCUCCGUACUACAAUCUUGUAACGAUGCUAAAAACGACAACAGUUUCAUAACCACCACGACUACGGGCAUUACAACGGACGACGCUAAUGUAGGUCUAGCUGAUCAAAGCAAAAUGUGUAUCGUUAAGGAGCAUCAAACACCAGUGUCUCGGGAUUGUGGUACGGAUGUGACGUUCAAAGCUUCCAGUAAGCUAUGCAACGCGGUUACUUUGAUUUCAUCUUCGGGAAGUAACGUUCGAACGAUUCAGAUUCCCAAAUCUUCACUCACAUUGGCAAACACAUCGGCAACAUCAAACACUGGUAUCGAAUGUUCAACAGUGGAUGAAGCAUUGUCGCAAGACUCGUUACUCAACGUCAAUCCGAUAUCUCCAAAAAAGUUGUUAGUAUCAGCUAUUGUGUCUUCCCCAAAAGCAACAAUUUCGCCGUCCUCCGGUGCUCCGAAUGUUAAGCAGCCCGUAGUCGAUAUUACGAGACUGUCCAACACGAAACCGAUAAUCGUUCAAUCUGUAGGAACUGCGGUUUCUUCCCAUACCCCACCAGCAGGUUCAUUCGUUUCAUCUCCAAAAGAUGGUAUUAAAAUUGGUUCAACCGUUGGAGGUACGAUUGUAUCGAUCCGGCAGGUGAACAACUCGAGCAUCUGUAAUGUAGCCCCCAAAAGUCAAAUAUUGGCUUGUGGGCAAUCCGCCUCGAUCCUAUCCCCGCAGUUAGCUGCUCAACCUAAAGCCACACAGCUGGCGCUUAACAAUGCUUCAUUUGCGAGUUCUGCCGGUGCAAGUACAAUCCAAACGAUGAAGGGAGGCAGUACGUUAAUAACGGCAACAAUAGGAAAACCUAUCUACAGUACCUCCAUUGGACCAUCGGCUUUGAAGCAAAGCACUAAUACUUCAUCGAUCAUACAAACCAAUCUUCCUGCAACCGUUUUUUCGCAAAAGAUGAUGGUGAGUGCUGGCAAGGCGAAUGCAUCAUCCGCUAGUGAAGGCAGUACCGUACCGACGGUGGUAGCAAUCAAAUCAGCCAGUACAUCUACUAUUACGACACCCGGCACUCCAAUCGCUACCAACCGCAUUGUAAAGCCUGCGUCGAAUCUGUUUAGCACAAUCACGCUUGCCAAAGGCCAACAGUCCGUACUAACACCAGCUAAGCAGAGACAAAUUAUCCAAAACUUGCUUUCACAAAAUCAGAAAAAUUCUUUAGCAAACAAUCAAAUCGUUUCCCCCACUGCUGUAGUGGCAGCGAAUGCGACGAACUUGGCCAAGGGGCAAGCAAGCGAUACGAAGCAAUACAAAGCUCCAGGCGCAUCGUACGUGUUGGAAAAUCAAACCACCGUUCCAACGUUUAAAAUUAACCAAAAUGCUAAUUCCAACAUUAAGACUUUAUCAUCAAAAAUUGUCAAAAUAACUCCUACCCGCUCAAAACCAACCCAAUCGGCAAUCAGAUCUGCCGUUACCGUAAGCCCGCAAAGCGUGAUGAACCCAGCAGCAGCCGCAACCAGUGUAAAGAUGAUAAAAAUGAAUCCAUCAACAACAAUACUCACAACAAGCGAGGGCCAUGGUACGCUGAAUCCUGGGACUGCGGUAGCUGUUACUGUGUCAAAUAAUCCGGGAACAGUUACGCCGUCCGCUGUUAAAAACGCAACUAUGCGGGUGGUUAAAACGGCGUCCGGUGCUACGACUGUAAUUAAAACUGAAGUAGCAAGAGGAUCGUCCGCGCAGCAAAUAGCUCAAAUCAACAGCAAUCUUUCCUCGGGUCAAAUUAACUCUAAAAUGCUUGUUAACUCUAACAUCAGCGCCGGUCAGCUGAUUCCGCUCGAAAGCUUGCUGCAAAAACCUAGCAUUACUGGAACAACCAAUAAUGCUGGUGGGGGUGUGAAUACAAUUUUAAAGCUUGCCGGCACCACCAAAGCCGGGCAACAGUUUUUACAGUUCGGUACAGGAUCGAAUACUGUCAGUUCGGUUACUGGAAAAUCGAUCACAGGUGGAUCAUCGUCUGCUGUUGUGAGUGUUGGCCAUCAAUAUACAGUUUUGCCCCAGACAAGAAACAUUAUAUCCGUUGCAUCAACGGCUUCCGGAAUACGACCAACGAACCUUCCUGUAACCAUUGUUUCAUCGUCAAAAUCAGGUGAAUGUUUCCAGCCAGGCGGCGGUUCGAUUAUUGUGACGAGUAGAAAGGGAAAUUUAAGUGAAAUCAAUCCUACCACCGCUGGAUCGGCCACUUCCUUUCUCAGCCACAUUGCAAGUUCGCCUACUGCCAAACUAGUACAGCAAGGCACAAAGGUAAAACUACUUACCACCACAACACACAACCCUAACGCUUUUGGCACCGGUCCUGCUGCUUCUGUGUCCCAGCAGCAAAGCACGGUAUUCAGUCCCAAAACCUCGCUGCCCUCUACGGUAAAUGUGAGUGGGGAAUUUUUAAAUGCCAAAAUCAUAGGCGUUCACAACAUUGGCUCGGCAAAGGUUAAAGGAGCUUCUUCAUUGAGCUUGAUGAAUGCAAACAGCUUAAAUAUAGCGCAUAUAGGAGGAAAACCAGUUUUAAUUGCCAACAAUGCAUCGAUCGGUGCAAAUCAAGCCAUCACGGUGAGCACUGCUCAUUUGAGCAGUAAUAGCGGAGCCAGCAAAUCCACUCCAUCCAGCUCUAUGGUUUUUACAGCAAAUUCAAACAAUAACAGUCAUGUGUUGGGACAGCCAAAUGCAGCCAAUGUGCAAACCGUGUCUACUGCAACGACAGGAAGAGAAAUCUCGCGAACAAACGUCGUCGGCGGAAUACCCGGUCAAAUUCAAACGGUGUUACUUCGUAAUAAUGUGUUGAAGGUUCAAACUGUACCAUCCACCUCAGCAAGCAAACUGGCACACCAACCAUCCAUAGCAUCUGUGAGUGUUGGUAGCAGUGGAAUAGCUAGCGGAAUCAAUGCAGCUGCUGCUGGUACAACACUGAUAGCAACGACUGGUGGUCGAUGCACCACAGUGCAAUCCAAAACCGCGUUACAGCAACAGCCAAAAGUACAGAAACAGCCGCAAACCAUCAGUUCGGGUGGAACUGGUGUCAUUUUAACACCAAAUAUCCCUACGAGCAGCAUCACCAUAGAAGGGACAGUUGUUGAAACAAAUGCUGAGAUAGCUAACAACUCGGAUACAGUGUCACAGCGAACACAAUCACCGCGUGUAGUUCUAUCCCAGCCGAUUAUAAUCCCAUCGGAUGUGCAGAAAUCGGCCACUUCUAUAAAUCUCAAGAGACUCAAGGUUAUACCAAUAAGCAAACCUUCAAAUACAUAG